GAGGGAAGUAGAGGUGCUGCAGGUGGAGGUUUGUCACCUUUGAGGCGCUGGAGGAGAGACACUGAGGCUGAGAGAGAAGACUCUGACAGAGACCAAGAGGACAGCCAUGUUUUCAGCCAGACCAGAGAUUCAGCCGUAAAAGACAAGAGGCGGUCGCCCCCCUCGAACAGAUCCCCCUCGGGCCAACAACGCAACCCUCACCACACCAGCUCCACAGACGAGCAGGAGAGCCCCGAGAGAGUGAAGGAGAAGCUCCAUGCAGAGUUGAAGCAGGUGUUGAGUCAGAAAAGAAGUCUCCUGAGAGAGUCGACCUGCCAGCUGGCCCAACCAGAGAUGGAUCCAGAACCCACAGAAGAAAAAACUACAGGGGAGGAGGUCUCCAAGUCAGUAGAAAUCGUGGUGGAGACGGAGGCAGAGGUUGGAGCAAGUGGCUACAGUGUGACUGGUGGAGGACAGCGAGGGAUCUUUGUCAAAGACGUUCUCAAAGACUCGCCAGCUGCUAAACAUCUCAGUCUACAGGAAGGUGACCAGCUGCUGAGUGCCAAGGUCUACUUUGACAAUGUGAGGUACGAAGACGCUCUGAAGAUCCUUCAGUGUGCUGAGCCUUACAAGGUCAGCUUCCAGCUGAAGAGGACCAUCCCUGGAUCUGAGGUCAGCGUGAGGCCUCGAGUUCCCAGUGUGGAGGUCAAAGGCCCAAAAGCUAAGAUGGCCAAAAUGAGUGUAAAGGGCACAAAACCAUUCAAGACAAAGAAGAAGAGAGGAGGUCGUUUUGGUCUGAAGAGGCUGAAGGAGAAGCGCAAAGAGGAGCUGGUCAUUGAGGGAACGCCCCCCAGGCUCGAUAUGGGUGACGUGGACGUGGAAUUUUCUCUCCCGAAAUUCAAACAGAGGAGCGUGAAGGUUGAAGCAGGAGGGACCGAAGGAGCUGCAGCUGUAGGGAAGGCAAAGAGGAAAAUCAGAUUUCCUGGCAUGAAAACAAAGAGUUAUGCUGGAAAAGAAACUGGAGGAACAGUGGAAACGGGAAGAUUCGAGGGGCAGGUGAACAUUUCACAACCAGAGAUAUCAGGAGCCAAAGUAAAAACAAAGGGAAAAGGACAAAAGUUUGGAAUCAGCUUUCCGAAGAGCAAACACACGAAGCCAGGCUCGGCUUUGGAAGGUGGAUCUGUGGAGCUGAAGCCCCCCGGUGUGAACAUUCAGCCACCAUCAGUGGAGUUCAGUUUGUCUGGUGAUAAAGACAUUAACGUACCUGAUGUGGAGUUUGCACUGCCGUCAGGAAAACCUGAGGCAUCUUUGCCUGCAGUGGAAGGAAAGGCAGAAAUCAAAGCUCCUAAAAUUGACAUCAAAGGAGGAGCUGAUGCAGAGGCAGCUAGGGGAAAAGUUGAUGUAGAUGUGGGCAAAGGAGAUGCAAAGUUAAGAAUGCCAAAGCUGAAACUACCUAAAGUUAGACUCUCACGUCAUUCAGACGAAAUCGAUGGUGACAUUAAGGUAAAAGCCAAGGGGAUGAAAGUUCCUGAAACAGACAUAAUACCUCCAGAAGCUGAACUCAAAGCAGGUGAGAUCAGUCUCCCUGAUGCAAAUAUAGCCAAACCAAAGAUAGAGGGUGAUAUCUCAGGAAAAGCUCCAUCUAUUCAAAUGCCCUCUGUUGAUAUAUCCUUACCAAAAGUAAAGGGAAAGCAUGACAUCGAAGUUGCCCUCCCUGAGGGUGCUGGAAGGAUGGAAAUCAAGAUGCCAGUUAUUGACAUCUCUGUGCCUGAUGUUGAUUUGGAAUUGGACACCAAAAGACUUCCUGAUGAGGUGGAAGGCACAUUUAAAGGGCCCAAUAUCUCAAUGCCAAAGGUCGAUGUCUCCCUACCAAAGAUGGGAAUGCCCAGUUUAGACAUCGAAGGUCCAGAGGGUGGAGGAAAAUUUAGUUUACCCCCUGUAGACAUCUCUCUUCCACAAGUGAAAGCAGAGGGUGGAGAUGUGGAUAUGGACUAUUAUGUAGGUGGAGAUGGGAAGUUCAAAAUGCCUGAUUUUGAUGUCUCUUUCCCAAAAAUUAAAACAUCAGGGGAAGUAAAUACACAAGGGAAAGAGCUGAAAGGGGAGUUCAAGUUACCAAAUGUAGACAUUUCUCUACCCAAAGGCAAAACUGAAGGAGACACUGGAGGUGCUGGAAAGGGAGGGAAGUUUAAAAUGCCUACCUUUGAUGUUUCUCUGCCUAAGAUGAAACUACCAGAGGGUCAUAUGAACGUUGACGAGCCCAAGCUCGAAGGUGGAAGUGGGAUCCAGAUGCCUUCUGUUGACAUAUCAUUACCAAAAGGAAAAAUAGAAGGGGACAUUGAAAUAGAGGGUCCAUCGGCAAAAGGAGGGAGGCUCAAAAUGCCCUCACUUGAUGUCAAACUUCCCAAGAUGGAAACAUCUGGGGUUGAUGUUGACUUACAAAGACCUGAAGUCAAAGGUGGAAAAAUUGGAAUGCCAUCAGUUGACAUUUCUCUACCAAAAACAAAAGGUGAGGUUGACAUAGAAGGAAAAGGCAAAUUUAAAAUGCCUUCGUGUAAUAUUAAUCUCCCAAAAAUGAAAUCACCUGAAGGAGAUGUUGUUUUAGAAGGACCUGAAAUCAAAGGAGGAAAGAUCAAGAUACCUACUGUGGAUGUCUCACUUCCCCAAGGAAAUGUAGAGGGGGAUUUGGACAUUAACAGACCUAAAUUUAAAGGAGGCCAAGUAAAUGUGCCUUCUGUAGAUAUAUCUCUUCCAAAAAUGAAGCUACCUGAAGGAGAUGUAAAACUAGAAUUCCCUGAAAUUCCAAAUGUUGAUAUUUCACUUCCCAAGUCAGGCAUAGAGGGCAACAUCGAGGUCGAGGGCAGCGGCAGUACUGGAGGAAAGUUCAAGAUGCCAAAUUUUGACAUCUCACUCCCAAAGAUGAAAACCAAGGAGGGAGAUGUUGAUAUUGAAGGACCUGAAGUCAAAGGAGGAGGGAAAUUCAGCAUGCCAUCAUUAGACGUAUCUCUCCCUAGCACUAAAUCACCGAAGGGGGAGAUAGACAUUGAAGCCCAAGGUGGGAAUUUCCAGAUGCCUUCUAUAAAUGUGUCACUACCAAAGAUCAAAUCCCCAGGGGGGGACAUGAACAUUGAGGGCCCUGGGGUUGAAGUUAAUACACCAGAGGUAGAUGUAGACCUAAAGGGAAGCAAGAUUAAGGGCGGGAAAAUUAAAAUGCCUACGGUUGAUGUCUCUAUUCCGAAAGGUAAAGCAGAGGGAAAGAUUGAUGUUGAGGGGUCCUUAGGAAAAGGAGGAAAGUUUAAGAUGCCAGCAUUUGAUGUGUCGAAACCAAAAAUGAAGAUGCCUGAAGGAAAUGUCGGCAUUGAGGGACCCUCUGUUGACAUCUCUCUUCCAAAAGGGAAAGUAGAGGGUAACAUACAAUCUAAAGGUAAAGGAGGACAUUUCCAUAUGCCCUCAGUAGAUGUUUCUCUCCCUAAAAUAAAAUCUAAACGAGGAGAUAUCAGUACAGAGGGACCAGAAAUCAAGGGCACAGAUAUCAAAAUGCCAACUAUUGACAUCUCACCACCUAAAGGAAAACUAAAAGGGGACAUCACAAUUGAAGGGGAAGGAGACAAAGUCAGCUUGCCCUCUGUGGGUGUUGCCCUACCUGCAGUAAAAAUCCCCAAAGGUGAUGUAAAAUUUCAAGGGCCAAAAGUCAAAAGUGGUAAAUUUGAAAUGCCAAAGAUUGAUGUCUCACUUCCAAAAGGAAAAGCAACAGGGGACAUUGAUAUAGACAUUCGCCCUGGAAAAGAUGGAAAUAUUGAAAUACCAGCCUAUGAUGUUAGACUUCCUAAAGGACAAGCCAAGGGUGGCAUAAAUGUUGAUGUCUCAGCACCAGAAAUUAAAGCUCCUAAUGUAGACGUCAGCCUUGAGGGUCCAGAGGUUAAAGGAAGAAAAACUGAAAUGCCAGACAUUGAUAUUUCACUCCCUAAAGGAAAAGCAAAAGGAGGAACUGAAAUUGAAGGACAUGCUGGUAAAGGAGGAAAGUUUCACAUGCCUUCAUUUGACAUCUCUCUUCCUAAAAUGAAAGGAAAAGGACCAGAGGUCAACGUAGAGGGUCCUGAACUUAAGGGAGGAAAAUUAAACAUGCCAGACAUUGAUUUGACCCUCCCUACUGGAAAAGCUGAUGCUGACCUCAACAUUGAGGGACCAGAGGUGAAAGGAGGGAAAUUCAAAAUGCCCAAAUUUGAUGUGUCCCUUCCAAAGGCGAACCUGCCAGAAGCCAGUGUGGACAUGCCAUCAGUUGAUGUUUCACUGCCAAAAGGAAAAGCAGAUGUGGAUGUAGACAUCGAUGUACCCACUGGCAAGGGAGGGAAAUUUAACAUGCCCUCACUUGAUAUCUCUCCACCUAAAAUCAAAGCAAAAGGAGUUGAUGUUGAUAUAACAGGACCUGAGGUCAAAGGUGAUGUAUCUCUCCCAAAAGUGAAGACUCCAGAGGUUGACAUCAACCUUCAGGGUCCUGAUGUCAAAGGGGGAAAGUUCAGCCUACCCACUGUUGACAUUUCACUCCCCAAAGGAAAAGCUGACGCCGACCUCAACAUUGAGGGUCCAGAGGUGAAAGGAGGGAAAUUCAAAAUGCCCAAAUUUGACGUGUCACUCCCAAAGAUGAACCUCCCUGAGGGCAAUGUUGAAAUGCCAUCUUUGGAUGUUUCAUUACCCAAAGGAAAGGUGAAGGGAGAUGUUGAUAUUGAGGGACCCAAGAUUAAAGGAGGCAAGUUCAACCUGCCCUCAGUGGACCUCUCUCUUCCUAAAAUCAAAGCAAAAGGACCUGAUGUUGACAUUGAAGGACCUGAAUUAAGAGGUGAUAUUUCCCUCCCAGAGGGCAAACUUGAGGGUGAUGUCAAUGUUGAAGGACCCGAUGUAAAAGGAGGUAAAUUCAAAAUGCCCAGAUUUGAUGUCUCACUGCCAAAAGUGAGUCUCCCAGAAGGUGAUGUUCAAAUAAAGGGCCCAGACAUCAAAGGCAGAAAGAUUGAAAUGCCAGACAUUGAUAUUUCAUUGCCCAAAGGAAAAGCAGGAGGCGAAAUUGAAAUUGAAGGACAUGCUGGCAAGGGAGGAAAGUUCCACAUGCCUUCACUUGAUAUCUCUCUUCCUAAAAUGAAAGCCAAGGGGCCAGAGAUAAAUAUUGAAGGCCCUGACCUAAAAGGUGGCAAGAUGAGCGUACCAUCACUUGAUGUUUCUCUGCCCAAAAUUAAGUCUCCUGAUGUGGAUGUGAGUCUGCAGGGUCCUGACUUGAAAGGAGGAAAAAUUAAUGUGCCAACAGUGGAUAUUUCCCUUCCUGAAGGAAAAGUUGGAGGGGAUAUUAAUCUUGAAGGCCCAGAUGUGAAAGGAGGGAAAUUCAAAAUGCCCAAAUUUGACAUAUCUCUACCAAAAGUCAGUCUCCCAAAGUUUGAUGCCAGUGUGGAAGGGCCAGACCUGAAAGGAAAAAUGGAAAUGCCAUCAGUUGAUGUUUCUCUGCCAAAAGGAAAAGCAGAUGUGGAUGUAGACAUCGAUGUACCCAGCGGCAAAGGAGGCAAAUUAAAAAUGCCUACAGUGGAUAUUUCCCUUCCUGAAGGAAAAGUUGGAGGGGAUAUUAAUCUUGAAGGCCCAGAUGUGAAAGGAGGGAAAUUCAAAAUGCCCAAAUUUGACAUGUCUUUGCCAAAAGUCAGUCUCCCAAAGUUUGAUGCCAGUGUGGAAGGACCAGACCUGAAAGGAAAAAUGGAAAUGCCAUCAGUUGAUGUUUCACUGCCAAAAGGAAAAGCAGAUGUGGAUGUAGACAUCGAUGUACCCACUGGCAAAGGAGGGAAAUUUAACAUGCCCUCACUUGAUAUCUCUCUACCUAAAAUCAAAGCAAAAGGAGUUGAUGUUGAUAUAACAGGACCUGAGGUCAAAGGUGAUGUAUCUCUCCCAAAAGUGAAGACUCCAGAGGUUGACAUCAACCUUCAGGGUCCUGAUGUCAAAGGGGGAAAGUUCAGCCUACCCACUGUUGACAUUUCACUCCCCAAAGGAAAAGCUGACGCCGACCUCAACAUUGAGGGUCCAGAGGUGAAAGGAGGGAAAUUCAAAAUGCCCAAAUUUGACGUGUCACUCCCAAAGAUGAACCUCCCUGAGGGCAAUGUUGAAAUGCCAUCUUUGGAUGUUUCAUUACCCAAGGGAAAGGUGAAGGGAGAUGUUGAUAUUGAGGGACCCAAGAUUAAAGGAGGCAAGUUCAACCUGCCCUCAGUGGACCUCUCUCUUCCUAAAAUCAAAGCAAAAGGACCUGAUGUUGACAUUGAAGGACCUGAAUUAAGAGGUGAUAUUUCCCUCCCAGAGGGCAAACUUGAGGGUGAUGUCAAUGUUGAAGGACCCGAUGUAAAAGGAGGUAAAUUCAAAAUGCCCAGAUUUGAUGUCUCACUGCCAAAAGUGAGUCUCCCAGAAGGUGAUGUUCAAAUAAAGGGCCCAGACAUCAAAGGCAGAAAGAUUGAAAUGCCAGACAUUGAUAUUUCAUUGCCCAAAGGAAAAGCAGGAGGCGAAAUUGAAAUUGAAGGACAUGCUGGCAAGGGAGGAAAGUUCCACAUGCCUUCACUUGAUAUCUCUCUUCCUAAAAUGAAAGCCAAGGGGCCAGAGAUAAAUAUUGAAGGCCCUGACCUAAAAGGUGGCAAGAUGAGCGUACCAUCACUUGAUGUUUCUCUGCCCAAAAUUAAGUCUCCUGAUGUGGAUGUGAGUCUGCAGGGUCCUGACUUGAAAGGAGGAAAAAUUAAUGUGCCUACAGUGGAUAUUUCCCUUCCUGAAGGAAAAGUUGGAGGGGAUAUUAAUCUUGAAGGCCCAGAUGUGAAAGGAGGGAAAUUCAAAAUGCCCAAAUUUGACGUGUCUUUGCCAAAAGUCAGUCUCCCAAAGUUUGAUGCCAGUGUGGAAGGACCAGACCUGAAAGGAAAAAUGGAAAUGCCAUCAGUUAAUGUUUCACUGCCAAAAGGAAAAGCAGAUGUGGAUGUAGACAUCGAUGUACCCAGCGGCAAAGGAGGCAAAUUAAAAAUGCCUACAGUGGAUAUUUCCCUUCCUGAAGGAAAGGUUGAGGGCGACAUUAAUCUUGAAGGCCCAGAUGUGAAAGGAGGGAAAUUCAAAAUGCCCAAAUUUGACAUGUCUUUGCCAAAAGUCAGUCUCCCAAAGUUUGAUGCCAGUGUGGAAGGACCAGACCUGAAAGGAAAAAUGGAAAUGCCAUCAGUUGACGUUUCACUGCCAAAAGGAAAAGCAGAUGUGGAUGUAGACAUCGAUGUACCCACUGGCAAGGGAGGGAAAUUUAACAUGCCCUCACUUGAUAUCUCUCUACCUAAAAUCAAAGCAAAAGGAGUUGAUGUUGAUAUAACAGGACCUGAGGUCAAAGGUGAUGUAUCUCUCCCAAAAGUGAAGACUCCAGAGGUUGACAUCAACCUUCAGGGUCCUGAUGUCAAAGGGGGAAAGUUCAGCCUACCCACUGUUGACAUUUCACUCCCCAAAGGAAAAGCUGAUGCCGACCUCAACAUUGAGGGUCCAGAGGUGAAAGGAGGGAAAUUCAAAAUGCCCAAAUUUGACGUGUCACUCCCAAAGAUGAACCUCCCUGAGGGCAAUGUUGAAAUGCCAUCUUUGGAUGUUUCAUUACCCAAAGGAAAGGUGAAGGGAGACGUUGAUAUUGAGGGACCCAAGAUUAAAGGAGGCAAGUUCAACCUGCCCUCAGUGGACCUCUCUCUUCCUAAAAUCAAAGCAAAAGGACCUGAUGUUGACAUUGAAGGACCUGAAUUAAGAGGUGAUAUUUCCCUCCCAGAGGGCAAACUUGAGGGUGAUGUCAAUGUUGAAGGACCCGAUGUAAAAGGAGGUAAAUUCAAAAUGCCCAGAUUUGAUGUCUCACUGCCAAAAGUGAGUCUCCCAGAAGGUGAUGUUCAAAUAAAGGGCCCAGACAUCAAAGGCAGAAAGAUUGAAAUGCCAGACAUUGAUAUUUCAUUGCCCAAAGGAAAAGCAGGAGGCGAAAUUGAAAUUGAAGGACAUGCUGGCAAGGGAGGAAAGUUCCACAUGCCUUCACUUGAUAUCUCUCUUCCUAAAAUGAAAGCCAAGGGGCCAGAGAUAAAUAUUGAAGGCCCUGACCUAAAAGGUGGCAAGAUGAGCGUACCAUCACUUGAUGUUUCUCUGCCCAAAAUUAAGUCUCCUGAUGUGGAUGUGAGUCUGCAGGGUCCUGACUUGAAAGGAGGAAAAAUUAAUGUGCCUACAGUGGAUAUUUCCCUUCCUGAAGGAAAAGUUGGGGGGGAUAUUAAUCUUGAAGGCCCAGAUGUGAAAGGAGGGAAAUUCAAAAUGCCCAAAUUUGACAUGUCUCUACCAAAAGUCAGUCUCCCAAAGUUUGAUGCCAGUGUGGAAGGACCAGACCUGAAAGGAAAAAUGGAAAUGCCAUCAGUUGAUGUUUCACUGCCAAAAGGAAAAGCAGAUGUGGAUGUAGACAUCGAUGUACCCAGCGGCAAAGGAGGCAAAUUAAAAAUGCCUACAGUGGAUAUUUCCCUUCCUGAAGGAAAGGUUGAGGGUGACAUUAAUCUUGAAGGCCCAGAUGUGAAAGGAGGGAAAUUCAAAAUGCCCAAAUUUGACGUGUCUUUGCCAAAAGUCAGUCUCCCAAAGUUUGAUGCCAGUGUGGAAGGACCAGACCUGAAAGGAAAAAUGGAAAUGCCAUCAGUUGAUGUUUCACUGCCAAAAGGAAAAGCAGAUGUGGAUGUAGACAUUGAUGUACCCAGCGGCAAAGGAGGCAAAUUAAAAAUGCCAACAGCUGAUAUUUCCCUUCCUGAAGGAAAGGCUGCGGGCGACGUUAAUCUUGAAGGCCCAGAUGUGAAAGGAGGGAAAUUCAAAAUGCCCAAAUUUGACGUGUCUUUGCCAAAAGUCAGUCUCCCAAAGUUUGACGCCGAUCUGGAAGGACCAGACCUGAAAGGAAAAAUGGAAAUGCCAUCAGUUGAUGUUUCACUGCCAAAAGGAAAAGGAGAUGUGGAUGUAGACAUCGAUGUACCCACUGGCAAGGGAGGGAAAUUUAACAUGCCCUCACUUGAUAUCUCUCUACCUAAAAUCAAAGCAAAAGGAGUUGAUGUUGAUAUAACAGGACCUGAGGUCAAAGGUGAUGUAUCUCUCCCAAAAGUGAAGACUCCAGAGGUUGACAUCAACCUUCAGGGUCCUGAUGUCAAAGGGGGAAAGUUCAGCCUACCCACUGUUGACAUUUCACUCCCCAAAGGAAAAGCUGAUGCCGACCUCAACAUUGAGGGUCCAGAGGUGAAAGGAGGGAAAUUCAAAAUGCCCAAAUUUGACGUGUCACUCCCAAAGAUGAACCUGCCUGAAGGGGAUAUCAAUGUUGAAGGACCAGCGAUGAAGGGGGGAAAGAUAACCAUGCCUUCUGUUGACAUCUCGGUUCCAGAGGGAAAAGUCACAGGAGAUAUUGAUAUUAAAGGACCAUCAGGAAAGUUUGGGGAGCCAAAGGUUGACCUUACUGGUAAAAAAAGUGGUGGGCUACACAUGCCAACACUUGACAUAGACCUCCCUAAAUUUGAUCUUGACCUCAGCUUCCCCUCUGGUAUGAAAGACAAAAGCCUCAAAGUAGAAACCUCUGGUCUCGAUGGGUCUGGAAAUCUUGAGAUGUCUGGUCCCAAAGGUGACAUCAAGCCUGCCAAAUUGAAAGUUAAAGGUGCAGACAUUGAAACAGAAGGUUUAGAAGGUCCAGGCACAUCUCUUAAACUCCCAACAGUCAAACUACCAACAGUUGACAUCUCAGCUCCAAAGGUGGAUCUAGACUUUGGCCUCAAUAAACCUAAAGGUGAUGAUGUAGAAGUGGAACUUCUGAAAGCAGAGGGAGGAAGGCCGUCUUCAGGGGGUAGCUUUGAUCUUCCUGAUGUUUCCCUCAAAGCCCCGAGUUUUACACUUCCCAGAUUUGGGGGAAAAUCCAAAAGUGGUGGUUUGGAGGUGUCAGGAAAAGGCCCAAAGGGUGACAUUUCCCUUAGCCCACCACAGCUGGAAGGAGAAAUUAGGGCACCAUCUGUAGAGUUUGAUGGGGAUGGAAAAGUUAAGGUGAAGAAACCUAAAUUCAAAAUGCCCUCAUUUGGUUUUUCCAAAAAGGAUGCAGAUGUAUCUGUGUCUUGUCCUGAUGUGGAUGUAAAAGCGAAAAUGGGGAAAAUUGACAUUCCUAAACCUGAAGUCAACGUUGAGAUGCCAGAGGAGAAAUCAAAACAUAAGGUUAAAUUCCCCAAGUUCAAAGUAUCAUCACCAAAGGGUCAGCUGCCUGAGGGAAAUGUUGACACUCAAGCAGAAGCAGAUAUGGGAGGGAAAAGUGGCUUCCAUGCACCAGAAGUCAAGAUCAAGCUGCCAAAGUUUUCAAUGCCAGGAUUUGGCUCUAAAGAAAAAGAUUUAGGCAAGCCAAGUGGUCAUCUUGAAGGCAAGGCCAAGGUCAAGAUUCCCUCUGUAGAGCUGUCACUUCCAGAAGCUAAAACCCCAGAGAUGGAGGUUCUUCUUCCCAAAGCAGAGGUGGAUGUCUCAGAGGCUGAUAUCAGAGGUUAUGAGGGAAACAUUAAACUAAAGAUGCCAGAUAUAAAGAUGCCAGAUAUUGACUUGUCUCUUCCAAAAGGGAAAACAGGUGACACUGAAGGAGGGAAGUUAAAAAUGCCAAAAGUCAGCAUGCCUGACCUAGACUUAUCCCUGCCAAAAGGGAAGUCCCCAAAGAUUGAAGGACCAGAGGUGGAAUUUAAAGGAGGUGAAGGAAAAUUCAAAAUGCCUCAGAUAACAAUGCCAUCAAUAGAUGUUUCUCUCCCUAAAGGAAAAUCUGGAGAUCUUGAUGUCCAAGGAAUUGAAAUGGAGGGUGAAGGAGGUGGGAAAUUUAAGAUGCCUCGUGUGAAAAUGCCUAAUGUUGACAUAACUUUGCCAAAACCAAAAACUGGACACAUUGACACUCCAGAUGUGGAUGUAGAUGGAGAGGGGGGUAAACUCAAAAUGCCUGGCAUCAAAAUGCCAAACAUUGAAUUAUCUCUACCAAAAGGAAAGACCGGUAAAUUAGAGGGACCACAUGCUGAAAUAGAAGGAGGAAAAAUGAAGAUGCCAAAUAUCAAAAUGCCAAAUGUUGAUAUUAACCUGCCAAACAUGAAAACUGGCGAAGUUGAUGCACCUGAUCUUGAAGCAAACAUUGAGGGAGGAGGAGCAAAAAUUAAAAUGCCCCAUUUAAAUAUGCCUUCAGUCAACAUUUCAUUGCCAAAGGGAAAAGCGGAAGGUCCAGAAGUUGAAAUAAAGGGAGGUAGCGGAGGAAAGUUUAAAAUGCCUCAUAUGAAAAUGCCAAAUAUUGACAUUUCUCUUCCAAAAGGGAAGAUUGAAAGUCCAGAUGUUGAAGUUGAGGGAGGUGUUGGAAGAAGGUUGAAAAUGCCAGAUGUUGAUGUCUCUCUUCCGAAAGGAAAGAUUGAAGGUCCAGAGGUGGAGCUCAAAGGGCAAGGUGGAAAAUUUAAGAUGCCACAUCUCAGCAUGCCUUCUGUUGAUAUUUCACCACCCAAGGGAAAGAUUGAAGGGCCUGAUGUUGAAAUGGAGAAAGGUGAAGGAGGAAAAUUCAAGAUGCCACAUCUCAGCAUGCCAUCUGUUGAUGUUUCACUGCCUAGAGGAAAAAUUGAAGGUCCUGAGGUUGAAGUAGAAGAAGGUUCUGGAGGAAAAUUUAAAAUGCUUCACAUAAAAAUGCCAGACACUGAUGUAUCACUACCAAAAGGAAAGAUUGAAGGCCCAGAGAUGGGAUUGGAGGGAGGAUCAGGAGGAAAAUUUAAAAUGCCUCACAUCAAAAUGCCAGAUAUUGAUCUUUCUCUACCGAAAGGUAAGAUUGAAGGACCAGAUGCUGAAAUCAAGGGAGGACUUGGUGGAAAAAUUAAAAUGCCUCACAUGAAAAUGCCAGAUGUUGAUCUCUCCCUGCCAAAAGGAAAAACUGAAGGACUGGAGGUGGAGAUCAAAGGGGAAGGAGGGAAAUUCAAGAUGCCAAAUCUCAGCAUGCCAUCAGUCGAUGUUUCAAUGCCUAGAGGAAAAACUGAAGGGCCAGAUGUUGAGAUCGAGGGAGGAUCAGGAGGAAAGUUUAAAAUGCCUCAUAUGAAAAUGCCAGAUUUUGAUGUAUCUCUACCCAAAGGAAAGAUUGAGGGUCCAGAGGUUGAAUUUGAUAAGGGUGCUGGAGGAAAAUUCAAGAUGCCACAUUUCAGUAUGCCAUCUGUUGAUAUUUCACUUCCUAAAGGAAAAUUUGAAGGUCCUGAGGUUGAAGUAGAAGGAGGUUCUGGAGGAAAGUUCAAAAUGCCUCACGUGAAAAUGCCAGAUGUUGAUCUCUCUCUGCCUAAAGGAAAAAUUGAAGGACCGGAGGUGGAGCUCAAAGGGGAAGGGGGAAAAUUCAAGAUGCCACAUCUCAGCACGCCAUCGGUUGAUGUUUCACUGCCUAGAGGAAAAAUUGAGAGUCCUGAGGUUGAGGUAGAAGGGGGUUCUGGAGGAAAGUUCAAAAUGCCUCACAUGCAAAUGCCAAAUAUUGAUUUCUCCCUGCCAAAAGGAAAGGCUGAAGGACCAGAUGUUGAGAUCAAGGGAGGAUCAGAAGGAAAGUUUAAAAUGCCACACAUGAAAAUGCCAGAUGUUGAUGUAUCUCUACCCAAAGGAAAGAUUGAGGGUCCAGAGGUUGAAUUUGAGAAGGGUGCUGGAGGAAAAUUCAAGAUGCCACAUCUCAGCAUGCCAUCAGUUGAUAUUUCACUUCCUAAAGGAAAAAUUGAAGGUCCUGAAGUUGAGGUAGAAGGGGGUUCUGGAGGAAAGUUCAAAAUGCCUCAUAUGAAAAUGCCCGAUGUUGAUUUCUCCCUGCCAAAAGGAAAGGCUGAAGGACCAGAUGUUGAGAUCAAGGGGGGAUCAGAAGGAAAGUUUAAAAUGCCACACAUGAAAAUGCCAGAUGUUGAUGUAUCUCUACCCAAAGGAAAGAUUGAGGGUCCAGAGGUUGAAUAUGAGAAGGGUGCUGGAGGAAAAUUCAAGAUGCCACAUCUCAGCAUGCCAUCAGUUGAUAUUUCACUUCCUAAAGGAAAAACUGAAGGUCCUGAAGUUGAAGUAGAAGGAGGUUCUGGAGGAAAGUUUAAAAUGCCUCACAUGAAAAUGCCAGAUGUCAAUGUCUCACUGCCCAAAGUAAAGACUGAAGGUCCAGAUGUUGAAAUGGAGGGAGGAAAAUUCAAAUUACCACAUAUGAAAAUGCAAGAUGUAAGCAUCUCUCUGCCCAAGGGAAAAUCUGGUAAAAUUGAAGGACCAGAUUUGGAGGUUGAGGGAGCUGAAGGAAAAAUUAAAUUGCCACACAUGACAAUGCCCUCAGUGGACAUUUCACUUCCAAAAGGAAAAGUUGAAGGUCCCAAAGUUGAAGUUAAGGGUGAGGAAGGAAAGUUCAAGAUGCCUACAGUGGAUGUUUCUCUUCCUAAAGGUAAAAUUAAAGACACUGAUGCACCUGCAAUGGAGAUGGAAUUAACAGGAGGAAAGAUAAAAGGCCCAGAUGUUAAACUUUCAAAAGGGGUGAAAUCAGGUGAUGUGGAGAUCAACUUACCAAGCUUUGAGGCAGGAGGGAAAACCAAAGUCCCAAAAGUCACAUCACCAGAGCUUGACACUGAUGCAACACUUCACCAAGACGCAGCGGCUGAGGGAGAGAACAAAGGCCUUAAACUUAAGAUGCCAACAAUAGAUAUCAAAGGUCCAAAAGGAGAUCUUGAGCUCGAUAUUGGACUGCAAAGAAAAGAGGGAAAGAAGGACAAGAAAAAAGUUGAACUACCUGACUUGGAUUUGAACACAACAGAAACAAGCAGCAAAGUUAAGGGUGCUAAAGUAAAAGGGACAAAAUUCAAGAUUGGAAUGCCCAAAAAGAAAACUGGCAAAGAUGUAGCAGCAGAAGCAAAAAUAUGCAAAAAAUGUGGUGAUGAGGAGUUGAGUGGUAAUGUCAAACAUACAUGCAAGGUUGAAGGAAGACCUGAGUAUGACGUUGAAACCCACAAUGGACAUAAAGAAGACAAAGAUCGUAUUACCAUCUCUGUGCCGGGGGUUACAUCACCCAGUGUUCAAGGCUCUGUAAGCUUAGGAACAGGGGCAGAGGGAGGAAUGUCAUCAUCCAAAGCAGAAGUCAAAGUCCCCAAAAUUCCAGACAUAGAUUUUGAUAUAGGUACAUCACAUGAUGAAGACAACAGCAAAAUAGAAUCCAGCAAGAAAAUCAAAAUCCCCAAGUUUGGCGUCCCAUUACCCUCCAUCUCCCCUGAGGAUAGAAGGAAUAUUUACGGGCAAGAAAUUCAGUAUGAAGGCCCUAAAAUGCCUAAAGUGAAGAAGGCUGUUUUUGUCUUGGUAAAUCCUCCACAAACGGACGAGCCUGCAGCAUCCACAGGCCGCCUUGAAGUAGAGACAACGACUGAGGCUGAAACAGAAGACCUCAAAAUGAAGAUGCCAAAAAUCAAAAUUAAGCCAAGUUUUGGGAAGUCUAAAGACAAAUCAGUUACUGUGGGCAUCGAGAAAGAAUGGGAGGGAGAGACAUCAGAGGUAGGGAAAAUGAAGAUGCCUCAGGAGUCAUUAUCACCUGAAAUGUCAGGACAGAUUGAUGUCAAAGGUUCCAGUUCAAGUCUCAACGGUGCAAAAGACACAAGUCCUCACAAGUGCUCCAAGGAUGAUAAAGGGACAUUCAGUGGAAAAUUCAAACUUCCAAAGGUGGAGUUUACCUCUCCAUAUGGAAAACUGUCAGGAAGGGAGGAGGACAAAGAAAUAAGUGUGAAACAAGAAGGGGAUUUGCCAUCAGGAGCAGAGGGAGAAGCCAGAGGACUUGCAGUGAAAUCAGGCAAGAGUGGCUCUGCUGGGUCUAGUGUCGAGCCCUCAAAGGAGGUGGUAUCAUCACUUGCCAGAACAGAAAUGCUGGACAGGGACAGCUCAGAGUCCCCCGCUAGCUUCACCAUGGAGUUCAGCUCCGCAAAGGUCCAGGCUUGGAGUGAGGCUGAAAGCAGAAACAGGGAGUCUGAAGAAAGGGAGACUGCCCCGUGGUUCAAGGUCCCAAAGUUCACCCUGAAGCCACACUCCACAGGCUUCCUCCAGAUAACUCCAGAGGGUUCUCCUCAAGCCCAGAGGAAGGGGGAGGUGGCAGGUGAGGUGGACGUCUCGGGAUCUUUCUGCCUUCACACCUCAGGGCUCGACUUCGCCAGCCAGGAAGUGUCUGAAGAGCACCAAGUCUCCUCCACAGAGGAGGGAACUCUCACAACGGUAACCAAAACCACCAGAAUCACCCGGCAAAUGGUCACGACAGAAACACGGACGGGCGAACCGUCAACAACUACGUCACCUCACCAGGCACUGGACUUUGACUACUAAGGAAGCUGUAAUGAUAUCUUAAAUGUAAUUUAAUUCUGUUGCUUUUCUUUGGUGAGGAUGCAGUGUAAGCUGCCUGCGACAUAAAAAACCUUGUCUACAUAGAAGUCUUUAUUUCAUCUAAACAGCUACAGAAUAACUGAGAUGAAAAAAAAAUCAUCUAUGAGUAUUUUUGUCAUUACUACAGCAACAGAGUAAUAUAUGCAUCUUUUUCUUUUACUUUAAAUGUGACUAUUUUUUGUUACUGUUCUUUGGGUUUUGUUAGUUUAGUCAUUAUUUAUCAGUUUUGUUUGAUUUUAAAGGUUUCAAUAUGUAAACAUGUUGUAUUACUUCAUUAUUAUUUAUUGUUGUUUGUGGGUUUAAAUUAUACUGUAAUAAGUCAUUUACAAGCAUCAGCAUCAUGGAAUAGUCCAUGACUAAAACUGAACUACUUCAGUACAGGCCAGAGAAAUAUUCAUGUAAAUACAACUUUAUAAAUGCUUUUUGAGCAGUAUCCCUUCAAUUUGAAAUGUAAUUAUUUUCAUAUUUACCAGAGUUAGCAGCACAGAUAAUAUUUUUUUGACUAGAUAACAUUUUGUGUUUGUCUUGAGAGAAAAGAGUGAGGUUUUUUGAGAGUUUAGGAUUUUCUCAUUUUCUGCCAUAGUUUUAUAUUUUGAGCAUUUAGCUGGUGCUGUUACCCAGAGAUAGUCACAUUAAGUGAGUGAGACACUCUGGAUUCUUAUCUGCUGUGUGGGGAUCAAACCUUCUCAUCGAAGGCUGGUCUCUCAAAUUUCGGCCACCCUGCUGCUAAUUUAUUUUUUUAUUUACGUUUACACUGUACACAAACAAGAAAUAUAUAGGUGACGUUUGGCUCUUUGGCAAAAUCAGUGAAAAUAACCUUUUAGGUGAAACCAUUAACCAUUUUGUAUUACAACCUAAAUACAAAGCUGAUUGAAGAGUGGGGAGUGUUGAUAUUGUCCCAAAGCCAUCUCCCAGUAAAACAUGGCAAACAGCAGAUUUGAUCUUUAGCUAUAUUAUAAAAUGUAUAGAAGUCAGGCUUUCCACAAGCUACCUGAGAGUGAAACUAUGCUAUAUGCUUCUGCUGAGGACAAAACUUUGGUUUGAGAAAAAUUGUUCAUUAGUGAGCUCCACCUUUCGAAGUUUGUUAUCAACUCCAAGUUGACCCUAGACUCAAAGAUGAGUUUUUUUUUUUUUUAAACAUGUGAACUGAGAGUGAGCCCUACCAAAAACUCAGUAGUGUGCCAAUGUUGUUUCAGUCCAACAACUGACACACAGCCACUGACAUGAACUGUAGUGCACAGUAGGGUUGUUCCAAUUCUGAUACCAGUAUCAGAAAAACAAUACUGCUUAAAAUGCAGGUAUUGGUCUCGACGAGUACACGAGUUUAUGCACCGAUCCAAUACCGUUUGGUUUAGCUUUAUAUUUUGCUUCGUUUAGCCAUGCUAACCGCAAAGCACUGCAUGCACGGGCUACCGUUUUAAGCGCAGAGAAGAAGAACCAAAGGACUCACUGCAGCAUAAAAGAAUGGCGGCUACAUGACAGUUUUUCUCUGAAUGUGAUCUUUAAAAUGCCUUCCAGACCAGCGCUGUCAAACACGACAAGAAGUGACCCAGUUUAUCAAAACUUAAAUACAUUCUGAACCAUAAAUCGUUGCCUCUUACUUGUUUUUCCUCUUGAACUCGGGUGACUUUUGGGGACUUAAAUGAUUAAAUCCACACAAGUAAACCUGAUACUGAACGUCUUUUUUUCCAUUUUAAUUGAACUACAAUAAUUUAUUAAUGCUAGCUCGAAUGCUAAGCACGAUAUUGUUUAUCGUUUGUAAGGGUCUGUCAGCCAAUGGCAGGCUGUUCUGUAAUCACGUGAUAGGCCGAGACAAGCAUAUUGGAGAGAGAGAUAGAGAGUGCCUGUGAUGCAGCCCCCUGCAUUAUUAUAUUUUAUUAACAAUAAUACGUAUCAGGUAGGAAAAAAUGGUAUCGGAGCAUCCCUAGUGCACACAUCACUGUUUUCAGGGGAAACUUUGUUUUUCCAGUUUAUAUAAACACAAAAACAGUGGCAUUUUAGAAGCUUACAGUUAAUAACCUUCAAAUUCUUCAUUUUCAAACUAACAGCCAAAAUGCAACAAAAUGCUGUCAUUUCUGCUUGAAACUGCUGUCAUGUAAACCAGGCCCAAGGCAUGGAGUGGUUUUGAAUGAAAAAAAAAAAAUUAAAAAAAUUGUCUGUACCCCUUACAUUUUUUAAAAUGUAGUUCCAACUGUUUGCAUUGGAGGGAGAAAAGAUACGGCAGGAAAUCAGUUUGACCGAAAACCUCAACUACCAACUAAUGUAGUGAAAACACCCACAGUCUUUUAGGUUUAAGGUGGAAAUAAGCAUAAGGCCAAAGAUAAACCGACAAAUCCACUCCCACACUCUUCAAUACCAACGUUUAAUUUUAUGUCUGUUUAACUGGUGAAAAAUAAAUUUGAAAACCCUGGGAUGAGAGUAGUAGCAUGUCAAGAUAGGACAAACAGAGUAGUUUCUACAUGUAAAAAGAUUUUUACUUCUCUGAUUUCAUCAAAUCUUGAAACUUAUUUUAGACUAUGAGGGUUUCAGUGCCAAGUGUUUGUGUAAAAGCUGCAUUGGAGAGGAUGUUUGUUAAGAUGUGUCAUCAAUAAAAUGAUAUUCACAGAAAAAUUA
Molecule: messenger RNA, 17982 nt
Organism: Cheilinus undulatus (humphead wrasse)
Lineage: Eukaryota; Metazoa; Chordata; Actinopteri; Labriformes; Labridae
Gene: prx
Product: periaxin
Exons: 9
Coding region: 334-15312 (4992 amino acids)
Biological process (GO): regulation of RNA splicing
Cellular component (GO): costamere; cytoplasm; nucleus
Molecular function (GO): protein binding
Source: RefSeq, a predicted model, not a curated record